UUCAGAUCUUGUCGGCAUCGAAAACGUCGAGCAAGUGGGUCCCCGAAUACCCUCACCGUUAUUCCUCAUCUCAUCUCUCUGCUAAGUCUCACUCAUUCCCCUGCAAACCCUAAUCCAUCGUCCCAUCUCUUCUCUCAAUUUUGUUUAAUUUUCAAUUUCAAUCUAAGCAGCUUUCGAUCGAUCUGGAAAGCAUAUCGAAAAAAAUUUCUGUAGAAAUUGAGAAAAGAAGGAAGGAAGGUGUUCUUGGUUUGUUUGUCGUCUGAUCUGAUUGCAGAUCUCAUCUCGGCUUUGAUCUACCGAUGAGUCCAUCGGCGAAGCAGGCAGUGGAAAGCGGCGGUGGCGAAGAUAAGAAGAUGAAGAAGCCCAGAGUGGAAGACGUGGAAGAGGAGGAGGAGGAGGCGGGGAAGAGAGAGUCUAGGUUCACGAGCUUCAAUUUGGACGAGAAUCUGCUCUACGAGGUGCUGAAGCACGUGGACGCGCGGACGCUGGCCGCGGCGGCGUGCGUGAGCAAGCUGUGGCACAAGACGGUGCAGGACGAGCGUCUCUGGGAGAUCAUCUGCACCAGGCACUGGGCGAACAUCGGCUGCGGCAACGACCAGCUCCGAUUCGUGGUCCUCGCUCUCGGCGGCUUCCGCCGCCUCCACUCCCUCUACCUCUGGCCCCUCUCCAAGCCCUCUUCAUCUUCGUCAUCGUCGCCGGCGGCAUGGCGGUUUCCGGGGAUCCCGUCGAAGCCAACUCGAUUGAGCAAAGAUGAGAUUCAUCUCUCUCUGUCCCUUUUCUCUAUUCGCUACUACGAAAAGAUGAAUCUAGGCAACAUGGGCAGAUGAAUUUGACCGUCUAUCCUUCAUUUUCUUCGUAAAAAUCUGGUAAUAGGGAUGUGGAUCAGUUUGAUGAGUGUCAUUAUGUGUGAUGCUUUUGGCAAUAUUUUCUCAUCCAAGGGAAAUUGUCGCCUUGUGCUUUUGGUCACUGUUAGGUAAUAAGGGUAUCCUCCCUCUGUAGCCCCAGGAAGAUAGUAUUGAGUUAUGUUUGUAAAUUUGUAUAACUUGUUGAUCUUAUGGAAAAGAGGAUUUUGUGUUGUGCAA
Molecule: messenger RNA, 1082 nt
Organism: Malania oleifera
Lineage: Eukaryota; Viridiplantae; Streptophyta; Magnoliopsida; Santalales; Ximeniaceae
Product: F-box protein GID2-like
Exons: 1
Coding region: 300-827 (175 amino acids)
Biological process (GO): regulation of gibberellic acid mediated signaling pathway; gibberellic acid mediated signaling pathway
Cellular component (GO): SCF ubiquitin ligase complex
Molecular function (GO): protein binding
Source: RefSeq, a predicted model, not a curated record